AUGCCGCCCCCUGUCUUGAUAUUUUCCCUCGAUCACUUCGCCAUGGCCUUUUGGCCGUGUUGCUGCGCGAUGGAAAGUAAAUGGCUUCCUCAGCCUCGCGCCGGAAGUCUUUCUGACGAUGUUCACAAUGGACCUUGGUGGCUGGGACUCGCUAACAGCGGCGUGCGGAACUACAUCCGAAUAGAUAGCCGCGAAUGGCAACUUCGCGCCGAGGGCUCUAGGAAGCAGCUUUUCGACUGGCUCGCCUACGCGGACCUGCUUUGGACACUCGAGACGUGUUUGCUUUCAUUCUAUAGGCGCCUCGAUAGCGGCGUGAACAGUAUGCCCCCAGAUAUUAAUCUGGAGUUCGCUUUGAUAACCGUUACGCUCUUGGGAACCCUCUUCAUGAUUAUCUCUAGGCGUUGGUCUAUUAGCAAGCACUGGCAGGUCCCCGACCCGAGGAAUAUCUGCCAGCCCGUGGUAUCAAGGUUUCAGGCCUGGACCUUGAUCUGCACCAGCAUCCUGACCGACUUCUGCAUAACGACCAUCUAG
This is a messenger RNA of Geosmithia morbida, 531 nucleotides long. RefSeq lists its product as uncharacterized. NCBI's taxonomy places the organism in Eukaryota, Fungi, Ascomycota, Sordariomycetes, Hypocreales, Bionectriaceae. The coding region runs from base 1 to 531 and encodes 176 amino acids. The record is from RefSeq and is a predicted model, not a curated record. The transcript is spliced from 4 exons.